Paramecium tetraurelia is the source of this 1542-nucleotide messenger RNA. RefSeq lists its product as uncharacterized. The record is from RefSeq and is a predicted model, not a curated record. The transcript has 6 exons. NCBI's taxonomy places the organism in Eukaryota, Ciliophora, Oligohymenophorea, Peniculida, Parameciidae.
AUGACUGAAGCAUAACAAUUAGAAGAAUUUACAAUAUACGGGAUUCAAAGUGAAUUUAGUGCAAGAGGAUAAAUCAAAUACGAGGAUCUAAGAAUGCUCAUAUCAGAUUAUAUGUAGAUGUAGCCAAUCUUUUUCCUGGUUGUUUAAAUCCUUGAACAAGAACAUUAAAUUUAGAUAGUUGAAAAGAUCAAAAUUGAUAUCUAGACUAUCUUCUCCACUUUUAGAUCCCUUUCAUUUUUACAUGAAGUUCCUCGGUUCCUUAAUGGACGUUUAACACAUCUUAAUGUUCGCAACAUCAAAGCAGCCAUCCAACUCUAUCAUGACGGACUCCUUACGAUGAAGGAUAUCAAAGAUGCUUGUCUUAUUUUUCAUCUUCGAGAAUAGGAAUUAAUGAGUGAAGGUGUACCAUGUAAUGCAACUGAAAUUAACAAUUUAUUAUGGGCUAUUGGAAAGGCCAUAAGCAAUAGUGUUUUGGAAGAAUGGAUCAAGAGAUGCACUGAUUUUCUUCAAAUUAAGGGUUUCAUUUAAGAAUUCGAGUUUCUCUACCUUAUGGCCAACACAGUUGAUAGAUGGGCUUAUUAUGAAAAGAUUCCUAAAACUAAAAUGGAUCUAACCAGAGACCCAAAAAUGGACAAUCUCUAUGUUGUUGACUAAACUGGAUAUAAAACUGCCAAGAAUCCAGAUGCCAAAAUUCAACAUUAUAUGAAUUAUCAAUAUAAUAUGGACAAGGCUGUUUUCAAGGGCAGAUCCUUAAAGGAUAGGAAUGAAUACUAUAUUUAAAAAAGGACAUAAAAACAUCAGCAAUUCUUGAAAAACAAGGAUGCUGGCAUUGGGGAAUUUAAAAAACUCUUAAGAGAUCCUGAAUUAUAUGUUGAAAUCAAAUCCAAAUUAAAAAAUGCUUAGCAAAUUUUGAAUCAUUCUAAAUUAAAUGGAAAGAUGUUGAGAGUUUAAUUAUUAGAAGAAUUCGCAGGCUCAAAAGAAUUUUUGUAAUCUCAAAGUGGCUAACAUAAUAAAUAAUUACAAUAAGAGGAAUCAAGGAAGAGCAUACCUACAAUUAAAUAAUUAAAAGAACAUCCUCAAUUUUAGAAAUAAACUUAGAAAAUAUAGAUAUCUGAAGCUAUCGAUGAUAUUAGAUUGGAUGUUUAAUAGCAUAAAAAAAUGAUGUAAGAUCCGGCCUUUAUGACGGAAUAUCUGUAACGAGCAUCCAGUGCAGUCAGCACGAAAGCAUCUAUGAGGAGAAACACAAGUGGCAGAUUAGCAGUUCAAUCUUAAACAUCUUUGAGACCAUCAACUGCUAUCGUGAUGCCCACAUACAAUAAAAUGUCUAGACCCAUUACAGCAAUUAGUAAUCAAGAGCACUAGAAACCAAGAUUAUCACAAACAAAGAUCCCAUAAAUUUUGGAUGAGGAAAUAGAAAUAUUUGAGAAUGAACAACAGGAUAAAAAGAAUUAAAACACUGUAUUUUAUGGCUCUUCCAAUUCUACUAAGCGAUUAUAUAAUAUUGAUUUACCAUGGCAUACAUCGUCAUAGCACAAUUAAUGA